This is a messenger RNA of Chara braunii, 1505 nucleotides long. NCBI's taxonomy places the organism in Eukaryota, Viridiplantae, Streptophyta, Charophyceae, Charales, Characeae. The record is from the annotation of a GenBank genome assembly.
GUCUACAGAUCACGGGUUCGAGGAGGAAGAGGAGGGGGAGGAGCACAGUCAGGGAGCAGACAGAAUAGCACAGGUAACGAGAGUCGUCAUCGUGACAGGAACAGUUGAAGGAUCGGAAUCGGCAUCAUUGCGACAGGAACAACGGAAACCAGUGAAGGAUUGGGAUUGGCGUCAGCGUGAUAGGAACAAUUGGAGGAUUGGGAGUGGCAAACAGUACACCAAGGAGGAAAGAUGGAUACAGGUUGCCCUCACCACCCGCCUCCCAUGACGCCGAUGUCCCCUCCGGACCCCGAUUACCCUGUCGAGGGGAAAAUGACCAUAUACGUACGAAUGUGGGGCAAGAAGACGAUCGAGAUCCGCAAUAUCUCGCCGUAUGCGAAAGUGCAGUCUCUCAAGGAAUUGAUUUAUGGCGCCGAGAAGCUGUGUGUCUGGCACCAGCGUCUCGUUUACGGCGGAGUUGAGUUGGAGGACAGUUUCACACUACACGAUCACAACAUUCCGGAUGGGCAACAACUCUAUCUAUUCCUCAGAAAUGCCGAAGGCGAGUCUUGUUGAGUUGACGAUGGGAGCGAUGUUGUCAUGGAGGUGGUUGAUGGUGGGAGCGACAUUUGCUAUGUCCGAAAUGUAUGCUGUUUUGCAAAUGGUCAUAUGCUGUUUUGCAAAUGGUCAUUUCAACUUUCAAGAAAUGAUGCUGUGCGCGACACGGUCGUCAUGAUGCCCGACAUGUACUUCGAAGAAAUGUAUGCUGUUUUGCAAAUGGUCAUUUCGAAAACACCAUGGGCGCGUGGGGUAGUCGAAUCCAGGGCGAAACGAAUGCCCGCCCAAUGGUUGUAGCAGGGAAGUUGUGUGUAGGGGGGGGUACGUGGGUUCGCUCAGUCUAUAAGCUCCCCCUUACGCUAGAACUAUUAUCCCACACUAGAACUAGAACUAGAACUAGAACUAUUGUCCCACACUAGAACCAUUGUCCCACACUAGAUCUGUUGUUGCACGGUAUAUAAAGUUAUUGUCCCAUCCUGUUACGAGUUGAAUGCCCGCCCAAUGGUUGUAGCAGGGCAGUGCUGUUGGAGCUUAACUCAAGUUAACUGAUGCUUAACUGAAGCUUACCUGAAGCUUCACUGUAGCUUCACUGAAGCUUCAUUGAAGCUUUUAGCUUAACUGAAGCUUAACUGAGGUUACCUGCAGUUACCUGCAGUUAACUGAAGCUAACUGAAACUAACUGAAGUUAACUGAAGCUAACUGAAACUAACUGAAGUUAACUGAAGCUAGUUUGAAUCUGUUGUCGCACACCCGUCGUGUUACGAGUUGAGUGCCCACCCAAUGGCAUUCGUUGUUGUGGCAGGGCAGUGUUGUUGGAGCUUAACUGGAGCUUAACUUAAGUUAACUGCAGUUAACUGCAGUUAACUGCAGUUAACUGCAGUUACCUGAAGCUAACUGAAGCUAACUGAAGCUAGUUGGAAUCUGUUGUCACACACUAGAACCAUUGUCCCGUCUUGUUACGAGUUGAG